AAUGAAGCAGCACACAAUACCAUUCUUCUUCUUCCUCUAUAUUUUUUUGCUUUGUUUCUAUCGCUCUGCUUACUCCUCCUUAUUUACAUCAGGGCCAGGGGGGGCGAUAAAUUAAAACACUCUCUCAUAAGGAUUGUACAGUAAAGACAAGAUCAUCAACACUUUUUUCAGUUUUCAUUACACAAUUUCCCAUCUCUCAAUUUCUCUCUCUAGAAUUCAUCAGCACCAGCUUCAGCUUCAGGGAUUAACUGAAGCUUAAAUUGGUAGCUACAGACCAUCUUUUUCACAAAAGAAUGGUACUUUCUGAAUCAGACAGCAUUGCAUAUGGCAGCAUUACCAAACCACAUUCACCACCAUUAUCACAUUCGCAUCCACAACCAUUACAUGAAGACUCAAUCAAGGAUGCUUCAUUUUCUCCGUUAAGUGGACAAAAUGCCCUUUUGUCGCUUACUCUCAACGAAAUUCAACACAAAAGUGGUAAGAAUUUUGGUUCGAUGAACAUGGAUGAAUUUCUUGCUAAUUUGUGGAAUGUAGAAGAUUCUCAAGUUGCUGCGCAACCAAAUCAACACCAAAGUAUAAUGAAAGAAAACGGAGUAACGAAGCCGCCCCCAUUAGCACGACAAGGCUCAUUCUCGAUACCUGCACCACUAUGCAAGAAAACGGUGGAUGAGGUUUGGUUUGAGAUACAAAAGGAGCAACCAGAACAGCAAAAACCUGACGACAUUGAUAUGGACGCUCAUGAACCUCCACAACGACAACAAACACUUGGAGAGAUGACACUUGAGGAUUUUUUAGUAAAAGCCGGUGUAGUUCAAGAAGCUACGUCGGGGGGUUCGUCCUUGCAAAAAAUGGUUGCUCCUAUUCAAAACUUUAAUGCGUGUUUGGAUGCAAGUUUUGGAAUGGGGCAAGUGAUGGGAAUGGGAUUGCCCGCUGCUCAUCAACCUAUCGGAAAUACUUUCUCAACUGGUAAUGGCUUCGCGCCCUAUCAAAUGUUUCCUCAAACCAAAGGGUUCAUUGGAGAAGCACCCAACAAUGCUAAAACCGAGCAGGGUCGCAUGGAAUUGAGCAUGCAACAAAACAAGAAAAGGAUAAUAGAUGGUCCGCCAGAAGUAGUCGUCGAGAGGAGGCAACGGAGGAUGAUAAAAAAUAGGGAAUCAGCAGCACGAUCACGAGCAAGGAAGCAGGCAUAUACUGUGGAGCUGGAACUAGAACUAAAUCAACUUAAAGAAGAGAAUGCUAAACUAAAGGUACUUGUGGAGGAAAUAGAGCAGAACCGUAAGGAAGAGGUUUUGAGGAGGAUGCCAUUGAUAAUGCCAAAAAAGAAGGCAGAUACUUUGAGGAACAUAAGGAGGACAGUGAGCUUGGCAUGGUGAAAGACGAAAUUAAAAUGAUGAAAAAUGUAGUUAAUUUGGAUGAUGUGAGUAUUUAUAUAAUUAAUAUAUGAAUAAGUGAGAAUACAAUAAGUGAAUUGAGUUCAAUUAAUUUGUAAUCUUACCAUCUAUUGCACUCAUUUAUAAAUUUUCAAGAUGCCUUGGAGUAUCUCCACCGGUGCUCUUUAUUUAAA
Mercurialis annua (annual mercury) is the source of this 1564-nucleotide messenger RNA. Its product is annotated as ABSCISIC ACID-INSENSITIVE 5-like protein 1. The coding region runs from base 294 to 1373 and encodes 359 amino acids. Gene Ontology annotation, molecular function: DNA-binding transcription factor activity. NCBI's taxonomy places the organism in Eukaryota, Viridiplantae, Streptophyta, Magnoliopsida, Malpighiales, Euphorbiaceae. Gene Ontology annotation, cellular component: nucleus. The transcript is spliced from 5 exons. The record is from RefSeq and is a predicted model, not a curated record. Gene Ontology annotation, biological process: positive regulation of DNA-templated transcription.